UGCAGGAGUGGCAUCUAUUUAUAGUGACACUACAUGUGCUUCGGGCCCAAGGGUGCACAGCUCUGGUGUGGUUACAAGGAAUAGCGUGUCCUCUCCAGGGGGAUGAUAAGGCUUUAUCACACAUGCCCUGCAACAGGAGCAGAACUUUGACCCUGUGAGAUCUCGUCACAUGUAGAUUUGCCUCUGCUGAUGAUCGUCUUUGUCCAGAGAAAUGUAGUUUGUGUCUUUUUGGCUUUGGGGAGACUCAGAAGAGUGUGAGAGGAGCAACACUGAAAGUGAACGGCUUUCCUAACUUAGGAAAAUGUCGAGCUUUAAUGCUCUCUCUUAUCAGAUUCCUCACUAUGAAGUGGGUCUGGGCUGUGUUCAAAGCUCGCCCGUACAUCAGUAACAUCCUGGGAUACACAGCCCUGUUCGCCUCUGCUGACCUCGUACAGCAGAGCGUGCUGGGUGAGAAACCAGCAACAGGAUCCACAUCAGAGGAUUUAGUAGGAGUCGACUGGCAUCAGACGGCUCGAGUGGCGACCGUCGGUUUUUGUUUCCACGCCAACUUCAACUAUCACUGGCUCAGAGGGCUGGAGAAGAUGCUGCCAGGAGGCGGAGUAAAGGCAGUAACUGGGAAGGUGGUGGUGGACCAGCUGAUUGCGGCUCCUCUCACCAUCAGUGCCUUUUACAUUGGUUUGAGUUUACUUGAACACAAAGAUGACCCACUUGAAGACUGGAGGCAGAAAUUUUGGACAUCUUACAAGACUGGGGUAGUAUUUUGGUCAACAAUGCAGGCAGUGAACUUUGCAUUCGUCCCCCCUGUGGCUCGGACGGUGUUUCUGGGUGGUGUCGCCCUGGUUUUCACAAUCUUCCUGUGUCACCUCAGACAGCAGCGACACCAUGAACAGGAAAGAACCUGAGACUCUCCUCGUCACAUCGAAGGCUUUAGUAAACUAACUAAAAACACAAUUCCAAAAAAGCUGGGACACUGUGAGUAAAAUCUGAAUGCAGUGAUUUAUAUACAUCAGAAACCCAUAAACCCCAGCAGCUGGUCUGUUCCCAGAUGUUUACAGGCUGCUGUUAAACAAAGACGCGAUGCUACAUUGUAGUAAAUAUGGACUUAUCCCAACUUUUUUGAGAUGUGUUUCUGCCAUCAGAUUCAAAAUGAGCUAAUAUUUUUCUUUAAACGUCACAUGAUACAUUGUCUCAGUUCUUGACAUGUUUUGUUCUAUUGUGAAUAAAAGGUUAAGAGGAUCUGGUGAAAUCAUUUGAUUUAAACAGACUAAGAGUAUACUGCAACCAAAUGCGAGGAAAAAAAUAAAAUAAUAGCUAAAUAAUAAUAAUAAUAGCUAAAGCUACACUUUAGCUAGCAAUGGCUCAGGGUCACUGUAGCCAUUAAUUUUACCUGAAUCCUUUGCAAAAAAUCUUUAUAGAUUUUGCAUCAUGGUACUGAUCCAGAGUACGUCCCUUAUUAUUUAUUCCUACUGCUAUAACAAUAAAGUAAUUA
This is a messenger RNA of Haplochromis burtoni (Burton's mouthbrooder), 1489 nucleotides long. RefSeq lists its product as uncharacterized. Lineage: Eukaryota; Metazoa; Chordata; Actinopteri; Cichliformes; Cichlidae. Gene Ontology annotation, cellular component: membrane; cytoplasm. The record is from RefSeq and is a predicted model, not a curated record. Bases 315 to 902 code for a protein of 195 amino acids. The transcript is spliced from 6 exons.